Molecule: messenger RNA, 990 nt
Organism: Rangifer tarandus platyrhynchus (Svalbard reindeer)
Lineage: Eukaryota; Metazoa; Chordata; Mammalia; Artiodactyla; Cervidae
Source: the annotation of a GenBank genome assembly
AUGACUGAACAGAUGACCCUUCGUGGCACCCUCAAGGGUCACAACGGCUGGGUGACCCAGAUCGCUACCACUCCCCAGUUCCCGGACAUGAUAUUGUCCGCCUCUCGAGAUAAGACCAUCAUUAUGUGGAAGCUGACCAGAGACGAGACCAACUAUGGUAUCCCACAGCGUGCUCUUCGAGGUCACUCCCACUUUGUUAGUGAUGUGGUCAUUUCCUCAGAUGGCCAGUUUGCCCUCUCAGGCUCCUGGGAUGGAACCCUUCGCCUUUGGGAUCUCACAACGCAAGUAGCUGCUCUGGGGCACUGGGGGGAAGCUGGGGGCACCACCACUCGCCGAUUUGUAGGCCAUACCAAAGAUGUGCUGAGUGUGGCCUUCUCUUCUGACAACCGGCAAAUUGUCUCUGGCUCCCGAGACAAAACCAUCAAACUAUGGAAUACUCUGGGUGUGUGCAAAUAUACUGUCCAGGAUGAAAGCCAUUCAGAGUGGGUGUCUUGUGUCCGCUUCUCACCCAACAGCAGCAAUCCCAUUAUUGUUUCCUGUGGCUGGGACAAGCUGGUCAAGGUAUGGAACCUGGCAAAUUGUAAGCUGAAGACCAAUCACAUCGGCCACACAGGCUACCUGAACACUGUGACCGUCUCUCCAGAUGGAUCCCUCUGUGCUUCUGGAGGCAAGGAUGGGCAGGCUAUGUUGUGGGACCUCAAUGAAGGCAAGCACCUUUACACACUAGAUGGUGGGGACAUCAUCAACGCCCUCUGCUUCAGUCCCAACCGCUACUGGCUCUGUGCUGCCACGGGUCCUAGCAUCAAGAUCUGGGACUUGGAGGGCAAGAUUAUUGUAGAUGAACUGAAGCAAGAAGUUAUCAGCACCAGCAGUAAGGCAGAGCCUCCCCAGUGUACCUCUCUGGCUUGGUCUGCUGAUGGCCAGACACUGUUUGCUGGCUACACGGACAACCUGGUGCGAGUGUGGCAGGUAACCAUCGGCACCCGCUAG